Molecule: messenger RNA, 5466 nt
Organism: Scophthalmus maximus (turbot)
Lineage: Eukaryota; Metazoa; Chordata; Actinopteri; Pleuronectiformes; Scophthalmidae
Product: inactive rhomboid protein 2
Exons: 21
Coding region: 559-3087 (842 amino acids)
Biological process (GO): regulation of protein secretion; regulation of epidermal growth factor receptor signaling pathway
Cellular component (GO): endoplasmic reticulum membrane
Molecular function (GO): serine-type endopeptidase activity
Source: RefSeq, a predicted model, not a curated record
GAGAUCAGCCCUGACUCCGCCCCCUGCUCCUCCGCAGAGCCACAGUCGAGGAGGACUCUACAGGAGAGGGAAGGGGAAGUGGCGAGACUCCGGGGGACGGCAGCUCCCUGCACCGCAGCACGGACACACAUCCUACGCUGAGGAAGAACCAGCCGCGUGUUUCUUCUCGGAGGAUCUACGAGGGAAGAUGCACGCAAACCCUGGUGGGUGUUAAGAAGAAGAAGAAGAAGUGAUGAAACAUUCAUCUGAAGUUUCUCUGUGUGGAUCCUAACAACUGCCUGUCUACGUGGAUAGACUGUGGUCAGCAGCACUUGAGCACAAUGUCCAUUAGCCAAACUCCUCACUACUUCAUUAUCUAAAUGGGACAACUUCAAGGCAUUCAAGACCAUAAUGACAUAAUGGAUGUGUUGGCCAAGGCUUGUGACAUAAUCGGUUUUAUGUCUGCAAUGUCUGUGAGUUUUCCGUAAAUACUAUAAUGCUGCGAGGCAUUCUGAGCUCCAGGAAUAGACUGACUGGUUGUUCCGCUGUUGACUGGGAUUGGUAAAGACUGGAGGACGGAUGAAACAAUCUGACAGAAUGGCAUCACAGGAGGGGGAGGAGCCUCCUCCAAACCGAGGCCAAUCAGAUAGCCGCCUAAAGAGCAGGAAGCCGCCCAGCCUUGUAAUAGCCAUCCCCCCACCUGAAGUGAUGAUGUCCCAUGACCCCACAAAACAGCCACUGCGACCGUCCCUGAAAAAAAGCGAGAGUGGUCAAGCGACCGGCUCUGUGUCGGAGGGCACGAGUGGAGCCGGGGAUCGACCUUUCUUAUCCAGAGACAGGAGGGCAAAGUUUGGCAGACAGACAUCGCUGUCUCAAAGCAUCCGCAGGAACACAGCCCAGUGGUUUGGCGUGGGGGAAGACUGUGAGACCAAGCAGCAGGUAUGGCACAAGAAGAGCCUGCGCCACUGCAGCCAGCGCUACGGCAAGCUGAAGGCCCAGUAUAGAGAGCCUGACACAGCCACCAGCUUCGACCAGGGCCUGGACUCACCGGCCGCACACAAGAUGCCAAAGAUUGUGGAUCCCCUGGCACGGGGAAGAGCCUUCCGUUGCCCAGAUGAGUUGGACAGUCGCUCCCCCAGGACACCUCACGCUGCUCAGGGGGGUCCCAUCACCCCGGGGGUCACCUCACUCAGCUCUUUCACCAGCCAGCGCUCCGGGUAUAGCCGCUUUCCCAAACGCAAGAGGGAGUCCGUUGCCCGCAUGAGUAUCCGAGCUGCGUCCAACCUGCUGAAGGGUCGUAGUGGUUUAACGGGCUCUCCGACAGGUCGCAGUUUCCCCAGAAGGAGCUUUGCCAGGCCCAGCUGGAUGGACGAGGACAUGGUGGACUCGGCCGACACGUCUGAGUCGCUCUUUUUCAGCAAGGUUGAUGCCCAUGGUGAGCUGUACUCAAUGGCUGAUGAUGUAUUUGAAUCUCCACCCAUGUCCGCGUCUUUCGCUCCCGGCGAGCAGCCUGACCACAAAUUCCCAAGCCUUAAGGACGUGUCCAGGACGCCCAGGACGCCAACAGUAGUGCCUGAAAAGAGCCGUCCUCGCCGGGGGCGUCGCAUCGCCUCCCAAGUGAAACACUUUGCAUUUGACAAACAUAAGCGUCAGUACGGCAUGGGCGUUGUGGGGAAAUGGCUGAACCGGCACUACAGACGGAGCCUCAGCAGCAAUGUGCAGAAGCAGCUGGAUGACUUCCACAGCCACAGGCCCUACUUUACCUACUGGAUCACAUUUGUCCAUAUCUUAAUCACACUGCUGGCCUGCUGUACAUAUGGUUUUGCCCCUGUGGGGUUUGCUCAACAUUCUACAACUGAACUGGUGCUGAAGAACAAAGGCAUUUAUGAGAGUGUCAAGUUUAUCCAACAGGAGAACUUCUGGAUUGGUCCCAGCUCUGAGGACCUGAUCCACCUGGGGGCCAAGUUCUCACCAUGCAUCCGUCAGGACAGACAGAUAGUGAGUCUGAUCCAGAGGGCCAAAGACCUGGAGAGAGCGUCUGGCUGCUGCGUUCAGAAUGACAACUCUGGAUGUGUGCAGACCCACAGCUCCCACUGCUCCGAGACGCUGGCCACAUUUAUCAAAUGGGAAAAUGAGGAUGUGGACAUCAGCAGGUCCUCUGGUUCUGUCUGUCACCAGGACCCAAGAGUGUGUGAAGAGCCGGCCUCUGCAGAGCCUCAUACGUGGCCCGAUGACAUCACCCAGUGGCCGGUGUGUACGUAUCCUAAGAAGUGGAACCACACAGGUUACAGACACAUGGACUGUAAGAUCAAGGGACGGCCAUGCUGCAUAGGAACUAAGGGCAGAUGUGAGAUCACCACCAGAGAGUAUUGCACUUUCAUGCACGGUUAUUUCCACGAAGAUGCCACACUCUGCUCACAGGUUGACUGUCUGGACGACGUGUGCGGCUUGCUGCCCUUCCUUAAUCCUGAUGUUCCAGAUCAGUUCUAUCGUCUCUGGCUAUCGAUCUUCCUCCAUGCUGGGCUCCUGCACUGCGCAGUGUCGGUGGUGUUCCAGAUGACCAUACUGAGAGACCUGGAGAAGUUGGCAGGUUGGGUCCGCAUCUCCAUCGUUUACAUCCUCAGUGGCAUCACUGGAAACCUUGCUUCUGCCCUGUUCCUGCCCUACAGAGCGGAGGUGGGUCCAGCAGGGUCUCAGUUUGGUCUUCUUGCUUGCCUGUUCGUCGAGCUGUUUCAAGGCUGGCAGAUGCUGGAGAAGCCACGGAAGGCCUUUUUCAAGCUGCUGGGCAUCGUCCUCUUCCUCUUCCUGUGCGGCCUCCUGCCCUGGAUCGACAACAUCGCCCACAUCUUUGGCUUCCUCAGCGGCAUGCUGCUCUCCUUCGCCUUCUUGCCCUACGUCACCUUCGGGACUUUCGACACGUACAGGAAACGAAUCCUCAUUGCUGUUUCAAUGUUGGCCUACAUCGGGCUCUUCUCGUCCCUCAUCGUCUGGUUUUAUAUUUACCCGAUUAACUGGCACUGGCUGGAGCAUCUCACCUGCCUGCCCCUCACGAGCAAGUUCUGUGAAAAGUACGACAUAGACCAUGACAUUGGCGAUGUGGUGCACUAGUCACAAGGCCCUUGAUGAUGAUGUCUUGCAUGGCCACAGUGUUGGUGUUACUGACCCAUGUCCAUUUCUAACCAAUGUCCAGGUCGAUUGGCCUUUCUGAAAACAUGGCAAUUGUGUUUUUCAUUCUCUCAUCAAAAGACCUGGUCAAAGUCCUUAUGAAUGGAACGACAUCAGUCUCCUCAUCAGCAUGUCAUUUGCCUGAUUCUUCAAAACUCAACUCAACCUUUUUGAUCCUCGGUCAAGUCUAGCGUUUCAAUUUGCCAAUGAGCCCCAAGAUUCUCUGAAACCAGAGGACAGGAUGAUAAACUCCGGAUGUUAAAGCGGCAUAGAGCUGUGUGGACCUUCAGGAAAAGUUCAACAGAACGACAGACCGUCUGCUUCUUUCAGUUGGUGAAAGUCACAUCAGUCUAACGAAGCCGAAUGAAUCGGGAGGACGUGGGCAUCUCGGGGCCAAAUGGGCAGCUGAGCUGAAGGACGUGUGACACCACGGUGGGUCAUGAGGUAUCCUGUUGCACAGUGAUAUGAGAUCAAUCAGAUGCCUCCUUCCCGUGAUUGCCCUUGUCAGUAACACAUCUGAUUUUACAGCAAAAGAUCUGAUGAUUUUAAUGUACUUGAACACCUUCUGGCCGUUGACGGUGAGGUUGAGGUGCCACAGCACUGAAAAUGGCUUUAACACUACAAAAGGCUGUCACUGUUUUUGAAAGUUUUCUUUUGCACUUGGCAUGUCAAUAUUCACUGGAGUAGUGAAAUGUUAAGCUAAAUGUAACGAGUAUUAACUGUGCAGCCGGAAUUAAUGUCAAUGGUCAACUUAGGCAAGAUUUCUAUCUAAAACCACUAGUUGCCUUAAACAGAUUCUGCCAUUUUAUGGAGACGGCUCAUCAAACAGCUUGUGAUCAGCUCACCCAAUGACUUCUGACCCCAACCUACCAAAGCAACCUACACAAUGUUCUUAGUCAAGCUCUUCUUUUAAUGUCUCUAUUUGAUCACGUUGUUUCAGUAACACGGUGGUGCCUAAACCAUUUUGUAGAUUCAUUCUGAAAAACCGUGAAAACAAUAUUUAUUCUCUGAGUAGUCAAUCGUGCAUUUUUGUUGGAUCAGAGCAGGUUUUUCUACCUUAUUCUUUGACAGUCAGAGUCACAUGAUCACAUCGUCACUGGAGCCUUAAUAUGUUUGUGAAAUAUUGAAAUUUACUGUAAAAGGCUCUUUUAAAAAAUGUAAACAAAGUUUGCACUGUCCUUAACAAAAACAAUGCAAGACAGAUGAUUUUAAACUAUUUCAAUUAUGAUGUUUCCACAGACAUAGGAUUUCCCUCAAUGCUAACCUCAACCUGACACAUAACGAGCUGUUUUCAGACAUGAACUCAGUCCGGAAAAUGUCCAGACACAAUUUUUCCAGAUUUUCACAUACUCUGGAGUUUGACUUUAAUGUAUGAAGAACGCAGCAGGAGAUUCAAAACAGCAGUCACAUUUACAGAACGUACAGAGUGGCGCUUAACUAAAGAUCCCACUCACCCCUUGAGAAUGUUCCUGCUGUGUUUUACCUCGGACAGUUUCCGCUGGCCGUGAAAUAAUCCGAUUCAGUAGCAACAUUUGUGAACAUUCUUACAUACAGUCCCUCGGCAAAAGUUCAUCAAAAUGUCUAGACUGCUUGUCUGAAAGCAGCUCAAGUUGAUGGUUGCUGUCGUUGUUGGUCCCUGACAAUGUGACAAGCGUGACAGUAUGACUUCAGAAGUCUUGACACCUGAAACGAAACACAUUUCCACUUCCUGGCUUUGGACAUUAACUUGGAUCUCGUAUGUUGUUGUCGUGCACUGUGGCGCGUGUUGACGCCUGCUGUUAGGAAAGCCACGAUCAUGACUGUUGUGUGGAGGAUUAUGUGAGGUACUAAAUGAGAUUAUGUGAGUUAGAUUCAGGGGCUUAUUCACUCAUAAUCUGGUGUUGUUGAAAACGUGAGUUAUAAAAAAUAAAUACGUGCAGAAUAGGUUCUUGUUGGACAAUUUGAGUAUUUUAACUUCUUUUAAGACCACUGCGUUUCAACGGUAAAUGUCAGUCUGUUUUAAGCCAUAUGUCCUCAUACAGUACGUGGGCAAAGUGUGAUAAUGACAUCCAGCUCUUCUCUGUGCCUUUUGACAUGUGCGCAUGUCAAUGUUCGAUCUGAGCUCAACAACUCUCUUCUACAAGCAUGACAGUAAUUGCUGUGUCUGCAUUGGGACCAAAUCAUUUCACUCCUCUUCUUUGUAACGGAAUAAAAAGGGACUUUUUUUUUUUAAGAAUUUGAGGUUAUGGUGAAGGUACUUUUGUGUUCUGUUUCAGUUUUGUAUGUGAUAAUCUAAGUGUGCUAAAGCAAUCAUGUCAAAAUAAAUGCCACCAUAGUAACUGA